Dermatophagoides farinae (American house dust mite) is the source of this 1879-nucleotide messenger RNA. NCBI's taxonomy places the organism in Eukaryota, Metazoa, Arthropoda, Arachnida, Sarcoptiformes, Pyroglyphidae. The record is from RefSeq and is a predicted model, not a curated record.
UUUCAUUCUAUUUUAUUCCGUAUGAUGUUGAUAAUGAUUCAAAGCUACUACAUUUGCAUUCCAACGACAAACAACGGAUCGUAAAGUGCUGACAAUCGAAAUCAACAAAAAACUACCAUAUAAACAGUGAAUUUGUUUCUGUGAUUUCGAUGGUUGGUGGCUGGUGUUUGUGGUUGUUUUCAUACAAACAAUAAUAGACAAUCAUAUUUUCAUUACAAAAUCAAGCUGAUCAAUCGCAUUGCAAACUUACAUUUUGAUCAUAUCGAUUUGUAUUGGCAAUAACAUACGCAAAUUUGAUGUUCAAUUUUUUUCACAUAGACAAACAAUAGCAUCAACAAAUGUGAAUUCAAAUUCGAUUUCCAGAAGCCAAACAAUUUAUUGUAAAUGAUGUUGCAGUAUAAUAUCGGUUGCAAUCGACGAUACCGUUGACAGCAAACAACAAUAAACAGAAAACGUGCUGAUAAAAAUAUUUAGUCAUACGUUCAACCUAUCCAUUCCAUCAUUCUAUCAUUUUCUAUCCUGUACUGGUCCGAUACAAAUCUGUUUUGUUUAAUCAAAAUUAUUAUCUAAAAAAAUAAAAUGCCAGAUUCCAAACGAGUGGGCUAUUGCUGGAGUGAGCGUAAAGGACAAAAGAUAAACGUGGAAGAAUUGGCAGAAAAUUUCGCACAAAAUGGAUAUGAAUUUGUCAAGAUUGACCUGGAUAAAGAUCUAGAACAACAAGGACCAUUUGAUGCCAUUAUCCAUAAGCUUUCUGAUCUAUUAUAUCAAAUCGACACUGAUGAACAGGCAAGACAUCAGAUUAAAGCAUUCGAAAAUUUUAUUGAAGCUCACCCAGAGAUUAUUGUCAUUGAUCAAUUGAAAAAUGUUAGCAAAAUUCUUGACAGAUAUCAUCAAUAUAAGAUCAUAAAAGAAAGUGAUCUAGCCAAAGAAGGUUUGAUUCAUUAUUUUCCAUCUUUUUUAUUAAUUAUUUACCAUUGCUUUGCAGAUGGAGUGUUCACACCCACAUUUGUAGAGAUGACAUCCACAAAUGUGGAUGAAAAUUUGCACAAAUUAGAAGCAGCUAAUGUUAAAUUUCCAUUCGUUUGUAAACCAUUGCGUGCUCAAGGAACACGAUUCGCACAUAAAAUGUCGAUUAUAUUUGAUGAAAAUAGCCUACAAUCGAUCAAUCCGCCUUGUGUGGCACAAACAUUCAUCAAUCAUAAUGCUCGACUGUAUAAAUUGUUCAUCAUUAAAGAUAAAUACUUUGUCAUUGAACGGCCAUCAAUCAAAAAUUUUAAGCCAGAUAAACACUACGAAACGGUACAUUUUGAUAGCCAUGACAUUUCCAAACCAUAUUCUUCAUCAUCUUUAAUCGAAUUGGAUGAAGAUGAACGUAGCAAUCCAAUUAUUGAACCGGAAAAAGAACGUCUCGAUCGUAUUGUCAAAGUCAUGUUCGAAGAACUCGGUCUCUAUCUAUUGGGCAUCGAUGUUAUCAUUGAGAAUGAAACUGGACGAUAUGCUAUCAUUGACAUGAACACAUUUCCUGGUUAUGAUGGUGUGGACAAUUUUCCUGGACAAUUCUGUCGUAUUCUUGUCGAUGAAAUCAAACAGGCUCGAAUGGCCUAUUAUCAAGCGAACUCAAGUGCCAAAGAUCAUCAUCAGCAACAAGUUCAUUCGAAUAACAAUGGUAUAUAUACUAAUAUAGAUUUCGAUAGUGGUAUCGAUACAUCAGAUUCAUGCGACGAGAAAAAGAAUCCACCACGAUCGAAUCGUUUGGAUCAAAAUCCUCCAACAAAAUUCUAUAAGAAACAACGUUGGCAUCAACAACAACAAUUGAAUAGCAUGGCCGAAAACAAUCCAAUUAACAACAACAAUAAUAGCCAAUGAAUAUAGUGUUUUU